UGAAUGAGAGAGAUUUCAGUGUCGCUAAGAAUGGCAAAGUGUUUAGGGGUGCUAGUACUGGCUCUCGCGGCGCUGGCCCUUGAUGGCGCCGACGGGACCCACGAGCAGCAAGUGGUGUGUUAUUUAGCCUCGUGGUCCGUGUACCGGCCUGGCGCGGGAAAAUUCAACAUUGAAGACAUCGACCCGACGCUGUGCACGACCCUUAUCUACGCUUUCGCUGGAUUAGAUGAGAUAACUUUUGCCAUGAAGCCUAUCGAUCCGAGAUAUGACGUCAGAGGCAGAGCCAUCGAGCGCACGGUGGGCCUGAAGGCGCAGAACCCGCAGCUGAAGGUGGUGGUCGCCGUGGGAGGAUGGACGGAAGGCUCGACCAAGUACUCGAGUAUGGCGAGGAACAGCACAGCGAGGAGAGCCUUUAUCGAGUCGGCGGUCGGGUUCAUACGGCAGCACCGCCUCGACGGCCUGGACCUCGACUGGGAGUACCCGGCCACGAGAGGAGGCGUCCCGGCCGACAGGGAGAAUUUCGUCCUUCUAGCCAAGGAACUCAAAGAAGAAUUCUCUAAGUACGGCUGGAGCCUGACCGCCGCCAUGGCAGCCGACAAGGGGAUCGUCGGCGUCGCUUACAAUAUCCCGGAACUUUCCCAACACCUAGACUUCAUGCACAUCGCGUCGUACGACUACCACGGCAAAUGGGACGGUCGGACGGGCCACAACUCGCCCCUGUACCCGAGGGACGAUGAGAGCGCGGAGGACAAGAUGCGCAACGUGGAAUACACCGUCAAGAUGUACCUCGACGCAGGAGCACCUCCAGAGAAGGUGGUCCUUGGCCUAGGAUUCUUUGGCCGAUCCUACCUCCUUCAGGAUCCAGCUAGCAACACCAUCGGCGCACCAACACUUCCUUCGGCCUUCGCUGGACCUUAUACGAAGGAGGACGGCUUCCUUGGCUAUAAUGAGAUUUGUGAGAAACAAACCACCGAGCAAGGACAUUGGACCCUGGUCUGGCAUAAGAGCCACCAAGUUCCAUACAUGUAUCGGGACAACAUGUGGAUAUCCUUUGAUGACACAAUCUCCGUUGGACUCAAGGUCGCUUUUGCACAGAAACUUGGAUUGGGCGGCAUUAUGGUUUGGUCUGUUGAUACGGAUGAUUUCAACGGUACUUGCAGUCAGACAGGGAUGAAAUAUCCUCUCUUAAACGCAGUGAAGAAAGCCUUGUCAUCUCACACAGCCAUGAGACCUGCUUCAAGUAUCAAUGACAGCAUUUCAGAACACCAUCUUGAACAAGAACCACAAGCUGUUCCAACUGACGGCACUGUAUCGGAACUUGAACUCGAACAAGAAACACACGUUGUUCCUGAUAAUACUAGUAUAACUGAACUUGAACUUGAAGGAGAACCUCAAGGUACUUCAGCCAACAGCAGCAUAUCUGAAAUAACACUUGAACAAGAACCACAUGAUGUCCCAGACAACACCAGUGUAUCUGAACCACAAUUUGAAGAACCACACAGUGCUCUGGACAGUGCUAGCUUAUCUGAACAAGCUCUUGAAGACCCACAAGCUGUUUUAGUCAACGAUAGUAUGUCUGAUGUAAAAUCUGAAGUAUCACAAAGUGUUCUGCCAGACGGCAUUGUAUCUGAGAUCAAACCUGAAGAACCCCAUGGCGUCUUAGCUGAUGACAGUUUAUUGGAGGUGAACCCUGAAGAACCACAUAAUGUUUCAGUUGAUGGCAUUGCAUCUGAGGUGAAACCCAAAGAAGCCCAUGCUGUUCCAGUCGACGGCAGUGCUUCUGAGAUGAAACCAGAUGAAACCCAUGCUGUUCCAGUCGACGGCAGUGCUUCUGAGAUGAAACCAGAUGAAACCCAUGCUGUUCCAGUCGACGGCAGUGUUUCUGAGAUGAAACCAGAUGAAACCAAGCUGUUCCAGUCGACGGCAGUGUUUCUGAGAUGAAACCAGAUGAAACCCAAGCUGUUCCAGUCGACGGCAGUGUUUCUGAGAUGAAACCAGAUGAA
Penaeus monodon (black tiger shrimp) is the source of this 2003-nucleotide messenger RNA. RefSeq names its product probable chitinase 2. Bases 4 to 1941 code for a protein of 645 amino acids. The record is from RefSeq and is a predicted model, not a curated record. Gene Ontology annotation, molecular function: chitin binding; chitinase activity. The transcript is spliced from 8 exons. Lineage: Eukaryota; Metazoa; Arthropoda; Malacostraca; Decapoda; Penaeidae. Gene Ontology annotation, cellular component: extracellular region. Gene Ontology annotation, biological process: chitin catabolic process; carbohydrate metabolic process.